CGCCAGCAGCAGCAUGUCGCAGUCCGGCGAGGAUCUCCACUCGCCCACGUAUCUAUCCUGGAGGAAACUUCAGCUGAGUCGGGCCAAGCUCAAGGCUUCCAGUAAGAAAUCAGCCCUCCUCUCAGGAUUUGCCAUGGUGGCUAUGGUGCAAGUGCAACUAGAUCCCGACACAAGUGUACCAACGGGAUUGCUGAUAGCCUUCGCCAUCUGCACCACCCUCCUGGUGGCAGUGCACAUGCUGGCCCUGAUGAUCAGCACCUGCAUCCUGCCAAACAUCGAGACGGUGCGUAAUCUGCACAGUAUUUCCCUGGUCCAUGAAUCUCCGCACGAGCGUUUGCAUUGGUAUAUUGAAACAGCGUGGGCCUUCUCCACGCUACUGGGACUUAUACUCUUCCUGCUAGAGAUAGCCAUCUUGUGUUAG
Molecule: messenger RNA, 421 nt
Organism: Drosophila eugracilis
Lineage: Eukaryota; Metazoa; Arthropoda; Insecta; Diptera; Drosophilidae
Product: calcium release-activated calcium channel protein 1-like
Exons: 1
Coding region: 14-421 (135 amino acids)
Biological process (GO): store-operated calcium entry
Cellular component (GO): membrane
Molecular function (GO): store-operated calcium channel activity
Source: RefSeq, a predicted model, not a curated record